AUGAUCAUGGUAGUAUUUGCGACCAUAAUGGUCAUUAUGCCACGUCCUUCGGUCCAGGAUACAGUUUCCAUUACCAAUCUCUUAACCAACAAAAUACUGAUUGUGCAUUGUCGAUCCAAAGACGACGACCUUGGAGGCCAUGCGGUAGAUGUUGGGGAUAGCUACCGUUGGAGUUUCCAGACAAACGUUUUUGGUGGGACACUUUUCUGGUGCAACCUCGCGGUACAAGAUAAGCGUAUUUCUUUUAAGGCGUACGAGGAAUACGAAGAAACCUUCGGAAUGUGGUUUGUUCAUGAUGAUGGGCUUUAUGGGAAGCCCAAACACUUUCCUAUCUUUAAGAUGGCUGCAUGGAAGCGACCAUAG
Linum tenue is the source of this 363-nucleotide messenger RNA. The record is from the annotation of a GenBank genome assembly. NCBI's taxonomy places the organism in Eukaryota, Viridiplantae, Streptophyta, Magnoliopsida, Malpighiales, Linaceae.